CGUGCCCGGGCCAUGAUGAGUUCCAUGACCGGGCUGGGACGGCGGGCGGGGCUGGCCUGUGAUGCGCUCUGGGCUCUGUGACAGCACAGGGGCCGUGUCACAAUGGGGGCAACUAUAGAAGGCCCCAAGCCGGUGCCGCUGCCCCAGUAGAGCCUCGGCAAGCGACCAUGGCUUUACCGUCACUGUUCUUCGUGCUGGUGCAAAGACUGAUCCAGUUCCCCCAGCCAGCUGGGGAUGGGCUGGAUGAGGCCACGCACCAGAGAAUGCGGGAGCGUCAGGAGCUGCUGGACCGUGAGAUGGCCCGGCUGCUGCAGGAGCUGGAGCAGCAGGACGAGGGCUGGGGAGCCAUGCUCUUUGGUGCCCUGCAGCAGUGGCCAUUCUGGGUUCUUGCUGGCAUCCUGCUCCUCUUGGGCCUGUGGCUGGGCUGCAGGAGAAGGAGCUGUGAGGCCAGCAGCAGCAGCAAGGACCAGAGCUCCUGCAAGACCUUGGCAGAUGAGACAGUAACGGAACAGGAAGAAGACACUGCUGAUCCAGAGGAAGGUGGAGAAGAUAGUGAUAUGGCUCUGGAGGCAGACGACAGCGGCACUGAAAAUGACAGAGAAGGCAGACCUGUGGCUGCAGGUGAUGGAGACAAGGAUGAUGCCAUUUGUUACAGCAAUUAUGAUGUGAAGGUGAAGGAAGACGGCGAUGUCAACAGUGGCAAUUAUGAUGCGAAGGAAGACAGCCAUGUCAACGAUGGCAAUGGCUAUGAGUUAAAGAAAGAAGGACAGAGUGAUGGGGAUGUGCCAGGAGACACUACCACUGAAGGAGAUGAAGAAGAACCUGGCAGUGUUGCUGGAAAUGAACUCGACGAGGCAAUGAAGAAAACAAGGAUGUUCAGGUGGAUCAAGAAAGGAUUCUGGAAAGGAAAAGGGAGAAGGAAAUCAAGAAAAAAACCAAUAGUGCAACUAUAAAGGCAGGCAACAACACUGAUGUAAAUGAAGGUGAAGACAAUGUAGCCGGAACGGAAGAAUACAUGAAUGUGAAGGCGCAGGAAAGCAGAGGUGCCAAUGACCAGAGAAGCAAAGAGUGGACUGGGCAGGAAGAUAGCAAUGAAUGUGGGAAUGAAAUUGCCCAUAGUGGUUUUCCUGCACCUGAGGAAGCAAAUAUGUGCCGCGUUCCCUCCGGAAAGGAUGUUUUCGAUCCCGGCUCAGCUCUAGCUCCGGAGGGAGCGAGCAGGUUCCCUGAGCCCUCCGCUGGGCUACUCCGAGGGGAGGCUUUGGAGAGCUCGGGAUGGAUCUUUGGCUCCGAGGGCGAUGGAAAGCGGGACCCACGCGCGGAAGAGAUGACAAGGAAGCGUCCUUCUUUGGGGGCAGAAGAUCCUUUAUUUCCCUCAGGGUGAGGGAGAAACGAACCAGGAUCCAACUAACGCUUGGGUGCGUUGGAUCUUGACCAAUUGAGUUGGCCAACGUGUUCCACACGUUGGCCGCGGGCUGAGGCACAAUCCAGGUGUGGCUGGCUCUGAUGAACAGGCCGAUGGCGAGGGCCAGAAGAAUGGGGCUUGUCGAUGACAUCUCAGCUGAGCUGGGUCGCAGGCGGGUCAGCAACUGAAAGACAACUGAAAAGAAUGAUCACUCAAAUAGAAGGGGAAGGUCUAAACUUAGGUCAAGGGAAAAGGGAUCCAGGGAGUCUUCAGGGUAUUCGGGAAUGGGAGGGGACUCAGCUAGGAGGAGAAAAGAGUCGGGGUUAUUCAGGGUGGGCUUCCUCCGCCUCCGGAAUGCGGCCAUGGCGACCUGCGGCUUUUCGGAUCCCGAGGAGACUUUGGCGGUGUAUGGUCUUACGAACUUGGACGGGACCCACCUGAGACCUGAGGGCGUGGACACGCAAGCGUAUCCCCGUCCCCAAGUCACCAGGUCAUAGGGUCCCUCCAGCCGCCAGGUCUCCGGGUCCUUUAUCAUCACUGGUGGUCGUUCUUUGACCUUGGCGUGUUCGCACUGACCGAAGUGCCUCGCGAUUGGCGGGUUGGAGUUGUCAUAAGAGCAAUUGAGAAAAUUGAUGGUGAAGAGAGCUCGUGCCAAUCGGACCUGGGGGGACUCAACCUUCAUUGUCGGUGUCUGUUGUUGUAGCAUCCUUUUUAGACUCUGGUGAGUCCUCUCCACCACGGCUUGACCUGACGGGGAAUAGGCGAUGCCAGUACGAUGUUCAAUUCCCCAUUGCUGCAGGAAAGCUGCGAAUUCCCUGGACUUGUACCCCGGAGCAUUGUCUGUUUUUAGUAAUUUAGGGAUGCCCAGCGUGGAGAAGGCCAACAUCAGAUGUUUUUUGACAUCGGCAGCUUUCUCCCCUGUGUGGGCAGAGGCGUAAACCGCACCGGAGAAGGUGUCAACAGAGACGUGCACAUACUUAGAUCGCCCAAAGGAGUUGAUGUGGGUGACAUCCAUCUGCCACACCUCGCAGGCUUGGAGUCCUCGGGGAUUUGCUCCUGCGCUCACCGAUGGUAGUGGGAGCGACUUACAGGAGGGACAUGUUGCCACAAUGGCCUUGGCCUGGUCACGGGUUAGAUGGAACUGCCGGACCAGACCUGGCGCAUUCUGAUGGUGGAGUUGGUGACUGAGCUUUGCUUGUUGGAAUCGCACAAGCCUUGCGGAUGAGCUCCGCCACCAACUCUUGUGGCCUUGUCAUUCUUUUGGACCUGUUAUGGCUCAGGAAGACCCACUCUAUGAUAGAGAGAGGGUCUCUUCGCCCCUGGUCCUUGUCCCCUUUUGAUGUCUCUCUCCAUUGGAAGAUGAGUCCGUGGAGGUGUGGCAGUCUGCCUAAAAUGAUGAAUUUAAAUGGCAGGUCCAGGAUGUAGCGGUGGGCCUGCCUGGCAGACAUCAACUCCUGAACCUUCUCAAGUGCAGCUUGGGCCUCUGGGGUGAGUUCCCUGGGAGAACAGGGCUCUUCCCCCCCUUUCAAUAAAUUGAAAAGAGGGGCUAGGUCGUCGGUGGGAAUACCUAACCAGGGUCUCACCCAAUUUAAGGACCCACACAGUUGCUGGACAUCAACAAGAGUUCGAAUUUUAUUUUUGAUUUCCAAUUUUUGCGGAACAAUGGUCCGCUUUCUGAUUUCUAACCCAAGGUAUUUCCAGGGUGGCAUCUUUUGAAUUUUAUCAUUUCGCAGCUCGAACCCUGCAUCAACCAACAAAUCCGUUGUCAGGUGAAGCGCGUGGGCAAGUAGAUCGUCGGUAGGGGCACAAAUAA
Taeniopygia guttata (zebra finch) is the source of this 3215-nucleotide messenger RNA. The record is from RefSeq and is a predicted model, not a curated record. Lineage: Eukaryota; Metazoa; Chordata; Aves; Passeriformes; Estrildidae.